Messenger RNA from Eimeria maxima, 4965 nucleotides. RefSeq lists its product as hypothetical. The record is from RefSeq and is a predicted model, not a curated record. Bases 1 to 4965 code for a protein of 1654 amino acids. Lineage: Eukaryota; Apicomplexa; Conoidasida; Eucoccidiorida; Eimeriidae. The transcript has 4 exons.
AUGCACGGACAAGGGCAAUCGGUGUAUGUCCUACCUGCAGCUGCACUCCCAGGAGCCCGCGCCCAUGUGAUCGGCAGCAGCAGCAGCAGCAGCACACUUUUAGCUGGUCGACUGCAACGCGGGGCGGCUCACCAGCGAAUCAAGGACAGCAUGGAUGCUUCUGCAGCAGCACAGACAGCGCGGCGUGUCGAAGCUCGCAACGAAUUUGCGCACCGACAGCGCAAGCAUGCUUCACGGAAGCAGCAGCUGCACCAGUUUCAACAUAAGCAACAGCAUACGCUGCAGAGACCACGUGCAGAUAAGAAUGAAGACAUAAGCGGCAUGUGCCUGACCUUCUCAAUCGACGGCAAACGCGCGCAGCCGGCGCCCGAUACAGCAGCCCGAACAGGAGAUGCUCCAGCAGCAACAGCUCCAGCAACUGCAGCGAAAACAUCUGCAGCACAAGCAGCGGUAGCGGCGGCGAUACCUGCAGCUGCAACAGAACAUGACUGUCUUCACGCUGCACACCCCACCUCACUCAAGAGCAGCCCCAGACACGAGGCUCGUGAUUCGACAAGGCACUCAGCAGCAGCAUGCAGGAUGCUGUCCGCUAGAGAGGCCUUGCGAGCAGCAGCAAAACCGAGAGCGAAAGCCAGACCACCAGCAGCACAUGCAGAAGCACCUGCUGCACAUGGUGCAGCACUAGCAGCACAUGCUGCACCACAAGCAACUGCCGCAACAAAACCACAGCAGAAUCUACACAACACCAGCAGCAGCUGCCCAGUGGACCCUCGCAGUAGCAUUUUUGAUACUGACACCCCGCAGCACAUCGUCAGCAGAAUCCUUUCUCGUGUGCGAAGGCGCGUGGCAGCAGAGAUGGACAACAGCAUCAGCAGCGGCACGAGUAGCAGAGACAGUAGCAGCAACCCCUGGGGCUGGCAACGGCACCACACAACAUCGCGCAACAGCAGCAACUCAAGGCGAGUGCCCCCCCACAGCAGAGGCAGUAGCACCAAAAAACACUUGGAGAAGCACAGUGGUGCAGCGCUAAUGAUUCUCUCUGGAAGCAGCAGCGUAUCAAGCAGCAACAGCAGAAGCAGGGACAGUAGGGUCAACAAAAGCAGACAUCGCCGCCGAGAACGAGGACAUUACAGGCACUGCAGCCGCAAGGGUGGGAGGAGGAGAAGCAGCAGCAGCAGCAUCCACAGCAGCAGUAUUCACAGCAGCACCAGCCGCAUUCACAGUAGUAGCAUCCAGGCAAGCCACAGGAAGCUGGGGAGUAAUGAGGGGCUGCCUGCUUCCCUUGGCCUUGUCGGAUCGUCCAAGGCACGAGCAGAAAACCUCACUACCGCUAGAGGAACACCGCUGCAGCAGGGAGUGAAUAAAGAGUUGCUGCUGUCGUGCAGAAAGAGCAGUAACAGUAGCAAAAGCGAGUCUUUGAUAAGCCAGUGGCUGAACUUCUCUUCUGCGUUGCUUGUGGAGGAGGAGCUUAAGUGGAUUCCAGAACAGCAGUACAUUGGUUCUCCCGCCGACGUUGCUCUCGGAGCUUCUGUCUUCAGCAGUGUCACGGGAAUAGCAACACCAGCACCAGCAGCAACAGCAGCAAGACGGCGGGAUCGAAGAGAUACCAAGCUCGACUGUGCUUCCCUGACGUGCGGCGAGGAGGAUUUCAUUUUAAACUCAAAGCCAGAGGAGGUAAUAGCCCGCAUCAAGCGGCGCCUGGGGAUUCUCAGGAGCAGCAGCAGCAGCCCCAACCGCAGUAACAGCAGCAACAACAGUAGCAGCAAUAGUCUCACCCUGAGUGCGCUUGAGCACUCACAGGAAGGAAACUCUCGUUCAAACAGGGAGCAGAAGCAACCGAAGCAGAGACAGCAACAGCAGCAACUUGCAUCCGGACUGACUGAAAAGCAACCGCUUGCAGGAUCACCUUCACAGCUUAUUGACGAAUGGUCUGCUGCAGUUGAUGCUGCGAGCGACGAAGCAGCAGCAGCAACAGCAGAAGGAACCCUGCAUUUAAAUGACAGCCUCCUCUUUCGCCUGUCCCCUGAUUCGUCGUGCCACCCCCUUUCUCCUUCGGAGUUUGUCCCCGAUGCCUCUCCCUCACAGCAACAGCUGCAGCAGCUGCAGCUGCUGCUCCAGCGGCGCCGACGGUACAGCGCAGAAGACCUGCGCGCGCUAGAGACAGACUGGCCGAAGGAAGCACAGCAGCAGCAGCAGCAGCAUCGUACAGACACUGGCGUUGCCGAUGAACCGAUAUGGCAGGAUAGGCAGAAGCGGAACCAACAUCAGCACCAAACCUGUCGUAGCGUAAGUGCUCACGCGACGUCGCAGCACAUAAGGCAGCAGCGAAGAACUGAGGGAGAGGCUGCAGGGCCGCAGGUUGGGCAGAACGGCAGGGAGGCGCAACAACAACACCAGGUGGAAAGACCGCAAUUAAUGCAGCAACAGCAACAACAGCAAAAUGAAGAUACGACAGACCUGAGUUAUGGCAGCAGUUUUGAGGACAGUGGGGAUGAGGCAGCUAAGAAUAUUCGCACACAACGGAAUAGCGAGCAGCAACAGCAACAGACCAUGGCUGCAGCCAUAACAGAAGCAACACAGCUCGAAACAGCAGAGCACAGUGCUGCAACAGCUACUCCGGACCUGCAGCGGUCUCAGCAGCACAACGAUGCUGCUGAAUUUGCAACUCAGCGAUGGGCCAGUGCUGCAACAGCGGCGGAUAUACCAGCGUUAAUAGAGUCGACAGGGGAACAAGUAGCGACCGUAGGUCAUUCUGCAGUUUCAGGCGAGGCAGAAGAGGUGGUUGCGGGUGCUGUUGCAGCAGUCACUUCAGCAGAUCCAGGAGCAAUGGGACCAGCAGCAACAGCAACAGCAGCAGAAGCGGGAGCGAACCCAGCAAUAGAGAUGGGAUUGACACCCCAAACCCCACCUUCAGCAACGCCGUCGGCAAAAAGCUACGCUUACGCUGUGGAUUCCGUUCAGUUCGAGAUAGUAGGCACUGGCGCAGUUAUUCAGCUGCCAGCAGUAGCAACAACAGCAGAAGCAGCAGCAGCAGCCCCAGAAGCUGCCGAGACAAGCGAGAUGCAAGCACCAGAAUCCAACACUGUAUGCACACGCGACGCUGCGUGGCCCAGUGCAGCGGAUGCUUCCUGCCCUCCGUCCACUUGCGCAGCAGCCGCACAGCCGGCACAGCUAGAUGCAACAGCUGUACCUGCCGCGCCUGCCAGUGCGGCUGCUUCGCAGGGCCCGGCAGGAGCAACAUCAGCGCCCACCGCAGUGGAGUCUCCCGCAGUUGCAACCACAGAUGCUAGUGCGGCAACUCCGCCUGCUGAUGCCCUCAUUCACCCUGGCUCUGGCGUGGCUUCUUCUGUUGCACAGCGAGCCUUCCCGCGUGUAGCAAAGGGUUCUGCGGUCACAGCAGCUGCGGCUGACGCAGUAGCUGCUGCUGCUGGUGCAGUAACCGUCCCUGCUGCCACAACAGGUCUCCACGGUGCUGCAGCAGCUGCUGCCCCGGAUGGUGCUGCUGAUUCUGCAGAAGCUGCUCCCGAUGAUGAAGCAGCUGCUCGCGUUGCUUCGGUAGCUCCUCCCUAUGCUGCUUGCGUGACGGCAGCUGGAGUGCCUGUUCGUGUUGCUGCGGCAACUGCCUCUACUGCUGCAGCAGCUGAUCGUGCUGGUGGAGUAGAUGUUCCUGCUGUUGCUCUACCUGCUCCUUCUGCUGCAUAUGCUGCUGCACUACCUGCUCCUGUUGCUGCAGUAGCUGCUCCUGGUGCUGCAGUGGUUGCUCCUGCUGCUACUGCAGCUGCUCCCGCCGCUACAGCAGCAGCUCCUGCUGCUACAGUAGCUGCAUCUACUGCUGCACUACCUGCUUCUGCCGCUGCAUUAGCUGCUGAUGCUCCAGGAGCUGCUGACCGCAUAGAGUCGUGUACUGGGGGCCUGGGGACAGCGAUUUCCACAGCGGCGGCAACAACCCCACCGCCAGCGGCAGCAGAAAUGUCUGCGGCUUUUGCUGUACCGCAGCUGCUUCACUAUCCACAGGAAUAUGUGCUGCCACAGCUUCCACUAUGUAGCAGCAGCAAUAUCGGCAGCAGCUUCUAUUGCUUGCAAGUUCCCUUCGCUGGCCAAUCUGUAGGUGCUGCGGCACCCACUUGUGUGGGCUGUCUGCAGCGGCAACAGCUGCUACAGCUACAUAAACACUUGCAGCAGCCGCACCACGAGCAAGCACAGCAGCCACAUCAAGCACAGCCCGUUUGCCUGCAGGUGGAGCACCGAGAGCCGCAGCAACGAAGUGGGGGCCUUUCUGGUUCAGUGCGAGUGCCAACCAUGCCAACCGUAGAAACAGAAGCAGCACAGCCACAGGAACGAACAGUGCUGCACAGGGAAGAAGUCUUGGGGCAGCGUUUGCUUUGUGCGCUGGCAAAAGCAGUUUGGCCUCCUUCCCAGAAAUACCGACGCGGACGACGCAUCCGCAUACAUUAUGGCAGCAUCAACAACAACCGGAGCAGCAGCAACAGGAGCAGCAACGAGAUGCACGGCAAAGGAGAAAAUGAGUUUAAAAUAGCCCGCCGGAAUACGAAAACGGAAAAGGAAGACCGAAACGGCAAAAGAGACAGGGGGAGGAAGGGCCGCAAAUAUAACAAGCGCAGCAGCAGUAGCAGCAGCGGCUGCAACAAAAUCGCAUUACCGAACGUGGACAAAAAGACGCACUACCAAUGCAGCAGCAGCAGCCAUCGACACGUGCAUCAGGGACCACCUUAUGGUAAUCAGGCCGGAGCAGCAGUCCCUCCAAGCAAGGAAACCUACAGACGGGAGCCGCUAGCGGGGAGCACACACCGUGGGAAGGGGCGGGGCAAUAGAGUCUAUGACGGGGAGGAAAAGCUGGCAAGGAGCAUUAGAUUGCAGCAGCGGACUCGUUUGCUCCGUUUGCUGGAGCAGCACCUAGAAAUGCAGCAUAUCCGUUUCACAACUGCUGCACUGUUUAAUGCAUGA